Messenger RNA from Micromonas pusilla CCMP1545, 501 nucleotides. RefSeq lists its product as uncharacterized. The record is from RefSeq and is a predicted model, not a curated record. Lineage: Eukaryota; Viridiplantae; Chlorophyta; Mamiellophyceae; Mamiellales; Mamiellaceae. The transcript has a single exon. The coding region runs from base 1 to 501 and encodes 166 amino acids.
AUGGAUCGCAUCGAGGGAAUCCACAUCAGGCUGCCGCCGGGCUCCGAAUGGCCCUAUAAAAAGCUCCACGACGGGGUCACGCUCGACCGCAUGCGACUCAAGGGGACGACCGUGGCGGCCUGGGACCUGAGGUGCCUGGACUUUUACGUCAAACACGACCGCAGCAAGGUCAAGACGUUCGAUGAAGGCCCUUUCGAUGUUUGGGGAUGCAUGGAUGGCGCGUUCGUAUGCGAAGAACUUCUCUGCGGAAGGGGCGUGGGUGUGUGCGUGAUCUGCGAAGGAACCGACACGAACGUGAUGUGUGAGUACUGCGCGAACGAUAGCAACGGCGGGGAAAUUUGUGAGUGUUGCAGAGCGUGGGUCUGCGGUCUCCACUCCAGCGACGAGAUCGACGGUAUCAUGGCCUCCUGUGAUAGGUGCGAGUGGACCACAUGUCGUGAAUGUCAUGAUAAAAGAUUUUUCGAAUGGGGGGAGUUGUGGUGCCGACGACACGACAUGUGA